Molecule: messenger RNA, 2711 nt
Organism: Condylura cristata (star-nosed mole)
Lineage: Eukaryota; Metazoa; Chordata; Mammalia; Eulipotyphla; Talpidae
Product: arachidonate 12-lipoxygenase, 12S-type
Exons: 14
Coding region: 1-2445 (814 amino acids)
Biological process (GO): lipid oxidation; linoleic acid metabolic process
Cellular component (GO): sarcolemma; cytosol
Molecular function (GO): linoleate 13S-lipoxygenase activity; arachidonate 12(S)-lipoxygenase activity; arachidonate 15-lipoxygenase activity
Source: RefSeq, a predicted model, not a curated record
AUGGGCAUCUACAGCAUCCGCGUGGCCACCGGGGCCUGGAUCUUCUCGGGGUCCCACAACCGCGUGCAGCUGUGGCUGGUCGGGGCGCGCGGGGAGGCGGAGCUGGAGCUGUAUCUGCGGCCGGCGCGCGGCGAGGUCAGCGGGCAGGACCCGGAGUCCCGGCCCCGACCGGGCUGGGCUCGCCGCGGGAGGGCUUCCGCCACCUGGGGGGCCGGCGGGGCGGGCGCCAGGGGUGCCACCGCACACCUGGCGGCGCCCGCGGGCACUGCCAGCCAGCCGUGCAGCCUGGGCAGAGGCUGGGCGGGGCUCAGCCCCCCUCCACCUCCCCCCGCCCGGCCCCGGCGCUCCCAGCCUCCAGCCGCCCCCCAGGACGCCCGAGUCAGUGACCGCUCGGGAUCCGAGGGCAAACGGGACGCUCCUCCCGGAGCGCCGCAGGUGCCAGCUCCGCUGAUGCAGGCGGAGUGGUGCCGCUCGCCCAUCCACUCGGGGCCGGCGGUGCCCGCGCCCGCUCCUCGGCCUCGCGAUGGGGCGUCCAGCACCCACGGCGCAGUGUCCCGAGGAGCGACGAGGGGUGCGGUGUCGGGAGACGAGGAGGAGUUCGAGCGCCACGUUUGCGAGGACCUGGGGCCGCUGCAGUUCGUGAAGCUGCGCAAAUACCACUCCCUGGUGGACGACGCGUGGUUCUGCGACCGCAUCACCGUGCAGGGGCCCGGAGACCGCGCGGAGGCCACCUUCCCGUGCUACCGCUGGGUGCAGGGCCAGGACGUGCUGAGCCUGCCCGAGGGCACCGCACGUCUGGCAGGGAACAAUGCAUUGGACAUAUUCCAGAAGCAUCGAGAAAAGGAACUGAAGGAAAGACAACAAACAUACUGCUGGGCCACCUGGAAGGAAGGGUUACCUCUGACGAUAGCUGCCAGCUCUGAGGAGGACCUACCUCCAAAUAUGAGAUUCCAUCAGGAGAAGAAGCUGGACUUUGAAUGGACACAGAAGGCAGGGGCUCUGGAGAAUGUCCUCAAGCGUGUUUAUACCCUUCUGAGCUCCUGGAACCGCCUGGAGGAUUUUGAUCAGAUCUUCUGGGGCCAGAAGAGUGCCCUAGCUGAAAAGGUCCGUCAGUGCUGGCAGGAUGAUGAGUUUUUCGGCUACCAGUUCCUCAACGGUGUCAACCCCAUGCUGUUGAGACGCUCCGCCUCUCUGCCCUCCAGGCUGGUGCUGCCCCCUGGAAUGGAGGAACUUCGGGCUCAGUUACAGAAAGAACUGCAGCAAGGCUCCCUGUUUGAGGCUGACUACAUCCUGCUCGAUGGAAUUCCAGGCAACAUCAUCCGCGGAGAGCAGCAGUACCUGGCCGCCCCCCUCAUCAUGCUGAAGCUGGAACCCGAUGGGAAGCUGCUACCCAUGGUCAUCCAGCUCCAGCCUCCCAGCCCUAGUCUCCCCACCCCAACAUUGUUCCUGCCCUCAGAUCCCCCACUUGCUUGGCUCCUGGCAAAGUGCUGGGUCCGAAAUUCAGAUUUUCAACUGCACGAGCUCCAGUAUCAUCUGCUAAACACACACCUAGUUGCUGAGGUCAUCGCCGUCGCCACCAUGAGGUGCCUCCCGGAACUGCACCCCAUCUUCAAGCUCCUGAUGCCGCACAUCCGCUACACCAUGGAAAUCAACACCCGAGCUCGGGCACAACUCAUUUCAGAUGGAGGCAUAUUUGAUAAAACGGUGAGCACAGGCGGAGGGGGGCACAUAGAGGUGCUCCGGCGGUCCUUGGCUCAGCUGACCUACCACUCCCUCUGCCCUCCGCAUGAUCUGGCUGACCGGGGCCUGCUGGAGAUCCCCAAAGCUCACUAUGUCCAUGAUGCUUUACGCCUCUGGGAGAUCAUUGCCCGGUAUGUGGAGGGGAUCGUCCAUCUCUUCUACCACGGGGACGAUGUCGUGAGCGGGGACCCUGAGCUGCAGGCCUGGUGUCGGGAGAUCACUGAGAUGGGGCUGUUCCAGGCCCAGGACCGAGGUUUUCCUGUCUCCUUACAGUCCCUGAAGCAACUCUGUCAUUUCCUUACCAUGUGUGUCUUCACGUGCACUGUCCAGCACUCAGCCAUCAACCAGGGUCAGCUGGACUGGUAUGCCUGGGUCCCCAAUGCCCCAUGCACAAUGCGGAUGCCCCCACCCACCACCAAGGAAGAUGUGACAAUGGCCACUGUGAUGGGCUCGCUACCUGAUGUCCGGCAGGCCUGUCUUCAAAUGACCAUCACGUGGCAUCUGGGUCGCCGCCAGCCAGACAUGGUGCCUCUGGGCCAUCAUAAAGAAUUGUAUUUCUCAGGCCGCAAAGCCAAUGCUGUACUAAACCAACUGAGAAAAGAUUUGGAAAUUCUGGAGAAGGAGAUCAUAGCCCGGAAUAAGCAAGCUGACAUACCCUAUGAAUACCUGAAGCCCAGCGGCAUAGAGAACAGUAUCACUAUCUGAACCCUAAGGUGCGCCGACCUGGAAGACUUCAGAACAGCUCUGGAACUGACACUUCCACCUUGAAUUUUAUGGUUUCCUAAGUCUGCUGCUAUGGCGCUAUUUCCUCCCCUGACUAACUCACUUUAGUCAGUGUUCUACUAGCCCAGGAGACAGAAAUCCUUUUCAAUAAUGAGCCAGAUAAUAAAUACCUUACUCUCUGUAGGCCAUAGUCUCAUAAUUAAACAACUUUCCUGCUAUAACACAAAAGUAGCUACAGAAAAUUUGUA